AUGGCGAAGGAUACCGUACGGACGCAGCGAUACGUCCAGAAGUUCUAUCAGAUGCGGACACAGCUGCAGGCCGUCGGGCUCCGGAUACAGACACUCAGGAGCAACCAGCAGAUGGCGGACGCGAUGCGCGGCGCGACUCGUGCAAUGGGCAUGAUGAAUCACGGCGUGAAUCUCCCGCAAAUACAACGGAUCAUGAACGAGGUUGAGCGAGAGAGCACGACGAUGGUCAUGAAGGAAGAGAUGAUGUCCGAUGUGGUCGACGACGAGCUCGAGGACGAGGACGCAGAGAGCAACACGAUCCUCAAGCAGGUGCUCGACGAGAUCGGUGUCGACCUCUUGCAGCAGCAUGGGGCCCUCAAGUCGAACGUGAGGUAG
This is a messenger RNA of Rhodofomes roseus, 375 nucleotides long. Its product is annotated as Snf7 family. Gene Ontology annotation, cellular component: multivesicular body; ESCRT III complex. Gene Ontology annotation, biological process: protein transport; endosome transport via multivesicular body sorting pathway; late endosome to vacuole transport. The coding region runs from base 1 to 375 and encodes 124 amino acids. NCBI's taxonomy places the organism in Eukaryota, Fungi, Basidiomycota, Agaricomycetes, Polyporales, Fomitopsidaceae. The record is from RefSeq and is a predicted model, not a curated record. The transcript is spliced from 3 exons.